Molecule: messenger RNA, 375 nt
Organism: Jaculus jaculus (lesser Egyptian jerboa)
Lineage: Eukaryota; Metazoa; Chordata; Mammalia; Rodentia; Dipodidae
Product: cytochrome c oxidase subunit 6C-like
Exons: 1
Coding region: 27-254 (75 amino acids)
Biological process (GO): mitochondrial electron transport, cytochrome c to oxygen
Source: RefSeq, a predicted model, not a curated record
CGUUGGUGUUGGGGACAUUUAUCACCAUGGCUUCCUGUGCUUUGGCAAAACCUCAGAUGCGAGGUCUUCUGGCCAGGCGUCUGCGGUUUCAUAUCGUUGGAGCAUUCUUUGUCGCCGUGGGAGUUGCAUGUGCCUGUAAGUUUGGUGUGGCUGAACAAAGAAAGGAAGCAUAUGCAGAUUUCUACAGGAAUGAUGAUUCCAUGAAAGAUUUUGAGGAGAUGAGGAGAGCUGGUAUCUUCCAGAGUACAAAAUGAUUUCGGAAUAUAAAGAGUUUCUUUGCAUUGAAUUCCAUAGAAGUUUCAUCACUGACCUGUGUUCCUGAACUGUGAAUAUGUGGGUUAAGGAAUUGUUUCUCUCAAUAAAUAAAAAUUACUA